This is a messenger RNA of Funneliformis caledonium, 573 nucleotides long. The record is from the annotation of a GenBank genome assembly. NCBI's taxonomy places the organism in Eukaryota, Fungi, Glomeromycota, Glomeromycetes, Glomerales, Glomeraceae.
AUGUCCACUUCGUUACCUCUUUCCAAUAUUCAUUCCUCCUCUCAUUCUACCAUGAAAUACCAUAGAGUGUCACGUUCUAGUUCUAGUAAUGAUUGUAAUCCUUCUGACACAUGGCUGAACCAUUUCAUGUGUUUUGAUUUUUUCUUAUUUUCCUCAGCAAAUAGCAACUUCAAAUAUACCACAAACGCGUGGUAUAGGACUCACGGAUAUCAUACUCCCUUUGACAUUUGGCUUAUCUUACAAUGGGUAAUAUCAUUGAUACUCGUUAUAGGAUACUUUGAGUUUUCAAUAAAAUUUAUAGUCGAAGACGAAAAGUAUAAAGCGCAAGCAUUUUUCAAGGAGGACGUUGAUGUUUAUAAUGUUCACAGAAGGAGGUCAACUUGGAGUUUUUUAGGAUUCUUAUUUUCUUUUAUUGCAAUUUUUACCAGUAUAAAAGUCUCUUUAACUGAUACAGCAGAUUCGCGUGUGAUGAGAGAAGGAAAGGAAAGAGACAUGACAUACUCGAGGACAAAAGGAAUUCCAGUUGUUGUAGAUGGCUGGUGUUGUAUUUGCAGAAGUAAUGUGUUAGUAUAA